Molecule: messenger RNA, 1665 nt
Organism: Penicillium nucicola
Lineage: Eukaryota; Fungi; Ascomycota; Eurotiomycetes; Eurotiales; Aspergillaceae
Exons: 4
Coding region: 1-1665 (554 amino acids)
Biological process (GO): amino acid transmembrane transport
Cellular component (GO): membrane
Molecular function (GO): amino acid transmembrane transporter activity
Source: RefSeq, a predicted model, not a curated record
AUGGCGGAUUUCGAGGGUCAUCCCAAGACAGGGAGUAGGUACACCGUACAAGAUGUGGAAGAUCAACUACCCCCACAUGCAGGUCCAUCAAACGACAGCAUCCCAGACGAUGGACAGAUCGUGACCCAGCGUGAACGCCAAAGUCUGAUUCGCGGCCUGGGUCAGCGUCAUAUUCAGAUGAUUGCCAUUGCGGGUGCAAUUGGAACUGGACUGUUCCUCGGACUUGGUGGGUCUAUCGCUACUGGCGGUCCUCUAGGUGCCCUGUUGGGCUAUAUGUUUGUCGGCAUAAUCGUCUGCUGCAUUCAAUUUGCCCUGGGUGAAGUUUCAGCACUGCUUCCAGUCACUGGAUCUUUUGUUCGACAUGCAGAGGUCCUCGUGGACCCGGCGCUUUCAUUUGCGAUCGGAUGGAAUGUCGUGUAUGGAUGCUUUAUCAGUGUUCCGAGUGAGAUUUCCGCCAGCGUAGUCUUGAUCCAGUAUUGGACAGACAUCAAUGCGGCUGUGUGGGUGACUAUCCUCAUCGUAGUCUCCGUGGUGGUCGCUAUCUCGUUCAUUCGCGUCUAUGGUGAGAUCGAGUUUAUCUUCGCCAUAUUGAAGAUCCUCCUCGUAAUUUUCGUGGUGAUUCUGGGCCUGGUGAUUGACCUGGGUGGUGUGCCUGGGGUCCCACGAAAGGGAUUCCACUAUUGGAAAGAACCUGGACCAUUCGUCGAGUACAUCACCACCGGUUCUUGGGGCCACUUCCUUGGCUUUUGGGCUGUCAUGACCAACGCCGUGUAUUCAUUCGCAGGAGUGGAGUCUCUCGCUAUGGCCGCUGCUGAGACAAGGAAUCCACGCCAAAAUAUCCCAAAGGCUUGCAAGAGGGUCUUUGCGCGUGUGUCCAUAUUCUAUCUUGCUGCAGUGCUUAUCGUUGGCAUGUUGGUCUCUAGUGCGGAUGAGCGUCUCGGCAAUGACUCCGGUACUGCGGCAACAAGUCCCUUUGUCAUUGCUGCCGGUGAUGCAGGCAUCAAGGCUAUCCCGUCUGUUGUGAACGCUGUCUGCUUGACUUCUGCGUGGUCUGCUUCCAAUCAGAGUAUCUUGGCAGGAACAAGAACCUUAUACGGUCUCGCCAUUAAGGGCCAUGCCCCUAAGAUUUUCCUGCGGACUAGCAAGUGGGGUGUGCCUUACAUGUGUGUAUUGCUGCAGGUUGUUUUCUCUCUUCUUGCCUACAUGUGCGUCUCUAAUGGCGCCAUGAAUGUCUUUUGGUGGUUCGUUGAUUUGACAGCUGCUGGUACGUUGGUCUCGUGGAUCACUAUCGCGCUGAACCAUAUUCGGCUUCUACAAGCGAUGGACAAACAGGGCAUUCCUGUUACAGCUUUGCCGUGGCACAAUCGGAUUACUAGAUACACCAGUUGGUUCGCGUUGAUCUCCUGCGUUAUUAUCCUCUUGACUGGAGGAUUUGUGGUUUUCACCAAAGGAAACUGGGAUCCAGCCUCAUUUGUGUCAUCUUAUCUCGAUAUUCCCCUUGUUCUUCUUGCAUAUGGGGGUUACAAACUAAUCCGUCGGACCGAGAUUAUACCACUCAGCCAAGUGCCUGUGCAACUGGCAAUUGACGAAGCAAAUAACGACCCAGACAACGUGCCAAUCAAGAAAGACAGCAUUUGGGCGAAGAUGAAUAUUCUUUGGGGAUGA